This is a messenger RNA of Adineta ricciae, 825 nucleotides long. The record is from the annotation of a GenBank genome assembly. Lineage: Eukaryota; Metazoa; Rotifera; Eurotatoria; Adinetida; Adinetidae.
AUGCGUAAAAAUCCAUUUUCAAUAUAUUUAAUUGCAUUUAAUAUUUCAAAUCUUUGUUAUAUUUGGUUAAGUUUAUUUCCAUUAUUUUUCAAUCAAAUUUUGAAUAUUAAUCCAACAACUUAUAAUCUUUCUUAUUGUCGUUUUUAUUAUUAUUUAUCAUAUAUAUUAAAUAUGCUUUGUCCAUCUUUUCUUAUUCUUGCAUCAAUUGAUCGAGUUUUAAUAAGUUCACCAAAUGCAUUGACUCGACAGAAAAGUACACGUCGUUUAGCUUUUAUUUUAUUAAUUCUCGUAACAUUUCUAUGGUUUAUAUAUUAUUGUCAGUAUUUAUUUCGUAUCAAUAUGAAUAUAUUAGUUGGUCCAAUUCCUAUAUGUUAUUUCGAUCUGGGUGAUUAUUCAUUGUAUGUUAAUUAUUCAGCUAUUGUCUUAGGUUUAAUUCCACCUAUUUUAUUGAGUAUUUGUGCUCUAAAGACAUUUCAAAAUUUACAUAGAGAUCGUUUCUUGGAAGGUAAUGAAAAUCAAAACAGACAAAUAACACAAAAUAAUCGUCAGUUAAUUCGUAUGUUAUUUGUUGAGAUUUUAAUUGAUGUUGUCUGUACAAUAAUUCAACCCAUAGUUUUAUCCUAUCUAUUUACUACUAUCUAUGUUGUGAAGAGUUCUCAGCAGAGAAAUAUUGAGAGUUUUAUUUUAAAUGUAAGCAAUUUUUUGAGUUAUGUGCCGAAUUGUACAAGUUUCUAUUGUAAUAUCAGUUGCUCGAAGAAAUUUCGUAAGCGCUUGAUGACAACUUUUCGUAAAACGAAUGAAGUUCGCACUUUACAAGAGAAUUAA